Molecule: messenger RNA, 730 nt
Organism: Schizophyllum commune H4-8
Lineage: Eukaryota; Fungi; Basidiomycota; Agaricomycetes; Agaricales; Schizophyllaceae
Exons: 2
Coding region: 137-343 (68 amino acids)
Source: RefSeq, a predicted model, not a curated record
GUGCUUCCAGUGGAAGGCGCUAUCUCCGUGAGCCCCUGCGCAACGGGUUGAGGUGGACAGCGAGCGAGUAUCGUAGGAGGUGGCCUGGCUCAUCUCGAAUAAAGUCGGCACGCGCGACCGGCUCGCCUCAUGGAUAAUGAUCAACAAGCGCAUUAAACUCCCGGAGCCCCUGAGCAUGGUUCAACCGAACCAGCGUCCACGCAGAACCGCAUUUCCGAUUCCCUUUGCCAAGGAGUUGAGGAGGUCGCCAUUGAUCUAUCAUCUCAUCGCGCCUGCCAUCGCGCCGGGUAGGCCAGUCCGCUGCAUAUGUCCUCCGUGCCGCUGCCGCCAUCGCGCCGGGUGAUUGCUGUCCGCGCACCCCAUCGCUGUCAGCGCACCUCAUUGCUGUUAGAGUCCGCCGCCUCAUCGCAUUGACACCCGGCGAUCGUUGGCUUCACCGCGCCGGACAAUCGCGCUAGGAGAGGGUUGUUCCCGGAGGCGCUUUCGAGAAGCUGAUCGUUAUAUUCGAUGCCCAAUCGUGCUCAACGUCGCGCGGUGAGGGUUCCCGCCGUCCACGCGCCUCUGGGGGCUAGUGAGGGUCCGCCAUGCGUACGCUCCAAAAACUAAAGGAUCAGAUCUUAGAAGCGUUCGACGAGGAAGGAAGUGGGACGAGGCACCGACGACGAGGACAGGAACAAACAGGAGCGACGGCGGGCACUGACAGUCAGACAGUGGCACGAAUGGGCGGGAC